Bipolaris zeicola 26-R-13 is the source of this 819-nucleotide messenger RNA. RefSeq lists its product as uncharacterized. NCBI's taxonomy places the organism in Eukaryota, Fungi, Ascomycota, Dothideomycetes, Pleosporales, Pleosporaceae. The record is from RefSeq and is a predicted model, not a curated record. Bases 1 to 819 code for a protein of 272 amino acids. The transcript has a single exon.
AUGCGCUCCUCCAUCGCCAUCUCCAUCGCCGCCCUCGCUGGCUCUGCGCUCGCCGCUCCCUCGUACCCGGCCGCUUACCCAGCUGCUUACCCGGCCGACCAGCCUGCUCCCGCUGCCAACCCCAACGUUGAGGUUGUCGUCGAGCACGUAGUCCACACCGUCUACGUCACCGAGGGCUCCCCCGAGGCCACCCCAUGCCCCUCAUCCACUCCUGCUGCUACUCCCGCCCCAGCUGCUACUCCCUCUCCUGAGGCCUACCCAGCUGAGCAGCCCGCUCCCGCUCCCUCCACCUUCUCAUCUGUUGUCUACGUCGAGGCUACUCCCAGCCCCUACCCCGAGGCACCAGUUGAGCCCGAGUCCACCCCUACUCCCACUCCUGCUCCUGCUCCAGAGCCAACUCCUACCCCUACCCCCUCGCCUUCUCCCUCCCCAGCUCCUUCCACUGGAGGCUACAUGGAUGUAGUCGCUGAGUGGCGUGCCAAGCUCGGCCUCAGCGCGCUCGAGUUCUCCGCUGAGCUCGAGUCCAACGCUCUCGAUGUCGUCAUUGAGGGUAACGGUAAAAUGGUGCACAAGCUCAACAAGGGCACCUUUGGCCAGGUCCUCGCCCCCGGCGACGCCGACAAGUUCGAGUACGUCUUCGUCGGUGGAUGGCUCUGCGAGAUGGCCAACCUCCCCGGCCUCGGCGAUGCCUGCGCGCAGUUCUCCAAGGGCUGGGACUACCAGGGCCAGACUGGCCACGCCGAGAUCCUCACCUCGCCCAACUACUCCAAGAUUGGUUGCAGCAACAGGGAGGGUAUCUGGUGCUGCGAUCUCGCUUAA